GCGAGCCUUAGUUUGCCCAAGGCGAGGGAGGGCGAGAGAGGCGGGGAGCGAGCGCACGCCGUCAUCCGAGCACACUUGGACAAGUUCGAUUCCAAGUUGGUGUUGUUGUUGUUGUUGGCGGUGGGCUACGCGCGCAACAGCAGCGAGGAGCGGCGUGCACAUGUAGCUUUCACUUUCACUUUCCACUGCCUCCUUCUUCAAGACUCACCACAGAGGGAAGGGACGAGGCCGGGCGGGACAGGCGUCAUUCCAGUUCCUAAAAGCCAAGGGAAAGUAGAGUAUUUGAAGAAGAAGAUGAAUGCCAGCGACGAGAACCUGCUCAAGUCCAUCAGCAACGACGCGCUCCUCGACCUGACGCAGCGCUACGGUCAGUCCGCCUUCGGCUUCGGCGCCGCUCACGGUGCGGGAAGCCCGGGUCGCUUCCCUCUCACGCCGGCCGCCGACUUCCUGAGCGGUCAGACGGCCAAGUCCAACGAGAGCGGCGGGGAGCAUACCAGCGACGACGAGGACGGCUUUGACUCCCUGGAGUCGCGGAAAAGAGGCGCUCCGUUCGGGGACGACAAGCCCGGGGGUCCCCUGGCCAAGAAGUCCAAGGAGCAGCGCUCCCUGCGGCUCAGCAUCAACGCCCGGGAGAGGCGGAGGAUGCACGACCUCAACGACGCGCUGGACGGCCUGAGAGCCGUCAUCCCUUACGCCCACAGUCCGUCGGUGAGAAAACUCUCAAAAAUAGCGACUCUGCUCCUGGCCAAGAACUACAUCCUCAUGCAGGCUCAGGCUCUGGAGGAGAUGCGGCGGCUGGUGGCCUACCUCAACCAGGGACAGAGCCUCUCCUCCCCGAUCCCCACCGCCCUGGCGCCUUUCGGCCAGGCCGCCGCCGUGUACCCUUUCUCGGGCUCGGCCCUGGCCAACUGUGCCGACAAGUGCUCUACUUUCUCCGGUACACCGUCCACUCUCUUCAAACAUUGUAACGACAAGCCUUGAUCUGCCCCAAAGUGUCUUUUCUCCCUGAACUUUUCAACCAUUCUGAAUCAGCAUGGCUCUUUCUUCCCUUCUACUUAUUUUGAAAUCAUGCUGUGGGAUGAAAAAAAUACAAAAAGUCUAAUCUUGCAUAAUUUUGAUCUAGUAAUGUAACGAAAACCGCAUAGGUAUAAAUUGUUUAGGCCUUCUUAUAAAGUCAAGCCCUAAAUGAGACCAGGCCAUGUCCAAAUGUUCUAUUAUUUUUGAAUUGAUGUUAUCCAUGCAACAUCCAACAACAACAACACAUAGAGUGAAUUUUAAUUUACACUAAAUAAUUUCCCUUCAUGUUUUGUUGCCUAUUUUGUUUUCCAGAAUAAUGUAUUAUUUUGGUCAAGGUCUUGCACAUGUCACAUGAUUGUAUUGUUCAAAUGUGGGAAACAAAAUUACAAACAAUGCUAAUACACUCAUGGCGUGCAAUUAAAAAAGUGUUUUCGGUUGAGUUGCAACAUGAAUUUCAUGAAUUGUUUACAUGUGUUUAUAAUUAAAAAAAAGUCAU
Messenger RNA from Nerophis ophidion (straightnose pipefish), 1513 nucleotides. It is a transcript of the gene bhlhe23, whose product is annotated as basic helix-loop-helix family, member e23. The record is from RefSeq and is a predicted model, not a curated record. The transcript has a single exon. The coding region runs from base 295 to 981 and encodes 228 amino acids. NCBI's taxonomy places the organism in Eukaryota, Metazoa, Chordata, Actinopteri, Syngnathiformes, Syngnathidae. Gene Ontology annotation, molecular function: protein dimerization activity.